AUGAGUAUGCCUAUAACAAUCAACAAUCUUGCUAUUCAAUCAGAGAUUGAAGCAUUUAAAGAAGCUGCAAAAUCAAAUAAUCUACAAGAUUAUUUUAUUGGUAUUGAUAUCGGUGGAACCAACACAAGAGUCAAUGCUGGAUUCGUAAAGGGCAGAAUCUAUGAAUUUACCAAGUUCACCGCUAACGAUGUAGAGACUUUGUACGCCGGAUUGCUAUUGGCUGAAACCAUUCUCAGAACUGUCUAUGUUAACAAAGCUCCAUUGGCAUGUUGUAUAGAUAUUGCUGGUCCAACCACAACCAGUGAUGAUUAUCACAUUACCAACUAUAAUCAUACAAACAAUGGUAAUGUCGUUCAAAGAAAGAUGUUGCCACCGAUGAUCUGUCCAAAAGAUUCGACCUACUUCUUAAAUGAUCUUGAAAGUGGUUGCUAUGGAUUGGUUUCCUUGAUCAAAGAUCGUCAAGAUGACAAUUACUUUACAAACAUGGUUACAAGAUCACAAGAGAGAACUCCAGGCUCACAAGUUUUUGUUAUCUUGGCAGCUGGCACUGGAUUGGGUGCAGGUUUGAUUCAUCAUAUCGAUAGAUCAGACAAGUAUUAUGUGAUCCCAACUGAGCUUGGACAUAUUAGCAUCAAACCAGUAGGUCCAAAUCACUCCUUAUUCCAAAAGGAAAUGAAAUUGCUCAGUAGCAUCGAACCAAACUAUGAGAAGGCUCAUAGCUCUGACAAAAAGAGAAUGUUCUCCUUGGAGUAUGAGGAUAUUGUAAGUGGUCGUGGUGUUGUCGAUUGCUACAAUUACUUCAAAUCAAGUACUGAUAAAGCUAUUGAUAAUAGUGGUGAAAUUGCAACCACUGCUAUUUCAUUGGUUGAGAAUGAUAGUAAAUUCAAUGUUGAAAGCAAUCCAUGUACAUUGGCUAUGAUGACACAUUAUAGAUAUCUCUUUAGAGAGGCGCAGGAGUUGGCAGUCGGUUUGAGAGCAACCGAUGUCUUCUUGAUCGGUGACAACAUGGUAAACAACGCACCAUUCGUCAAUGCCGUCAAGGACGAACUCAUCACCGAGUUCUUUGACCAUCCAAAGGAACACUGGUUAAAGAAGGUCACAUCGCUCCAUGUCCAAAGCAAAAAAGAAAACCUCAACCUUUUAGGUACAAUCUACUAUGCCAGAACUGUAUUAGAUCAAUAA
This is a messenger RNA of Heterostelium album PN500, 1182 nucleotides long. RefSeq lists its product as uncharacterized. Gene Ontology annotation, molecular function: ATP binding; D-glucose binding; glucokinase activity. The transcript has 5 exons. Lineage: Eukaryota; Evosea; Eumycetozoa; Acytosteliales; Acytosteliaceae. Gene Ontology annotation, biological process: glycolytic process; glucose 6-phosphate metabolic process. The coding region runs from base 1 to 1182 and encodes 393 amino acids. The record is from RefSeq and is a predicted model, not a curated record.